AUGCCGCCACUCCCAUUAAUUUGCUUAUAUAAAGUGAUCGAAUAUUAUGGCAAAAAUAUCCAAUUUGUUUCUAAACGGGUGGCUAAGUUAUAUUCACACCUCCCACCAGGAGAGACUUAUACCGUCAGAUUUAAAAGUGAUAUGAACGAAAUACCUCCCGUCAGACAACUUGUGGUCGACGGGCUUUGUAUGGGGGGUGUCGCAGAACAAAUUGAAAACAUCCCGACAUUGCGGUGCCUUAGAAUACUCAGGGGUGGUGCCACAAACGAGCCACUGGAACCGUUUAACUUGGGAAAGGUCACGAUGUUGAAAAUUGAGGAACACAACGAGAGGUACCUUUCUUCGAUUAUAACAAUGAAAAAAGGUAUUGUGUUAUUAGACUAUGCAACAGAUAUAAUCCAACACAAAAAUGCUGUCCAAAUCUACAUAAAAGAAGAAAGUCGUUUAUACAAAAAAUGGAACGAGACAGUGGGGAGCCUUUAUAAGGAAAACGAACUCAUUUUGUCCUCAUUGGAGUGGUACAUCACCCCCGCCGUCGAUCCAAAAAUGCUCAUUGAUUAUUACCCUGCAAAGGUAUCCAUCGAGUAUUCAAAGCAGUUUGUCCCAGUCCUUCAAACCCUUCCAUUACUGGAAUUGACUAUAAUCGACAACGAGCAAUUUCUUUUCCAACACACCCCACUCCAAAUCGAGGAUCUGACAAUUACUGAUUUCCAACAAAUCGGAAAAGACUUGCUCAGACUCACCAAAACAACACAUCUCAACAUCACACCAGAACAAAACAAUUACCGUCUCAAAAGCGGACUCCACCCUUCCGUCUAUAUAAGUGCUCCAAAACUAAAGGAACUUGAACUUGUGUUCCCAACUAUCUCCGAUUUAACAAUGCUGAAUUCACUCACCACACUGUCGCUGAAAUCAUGUGUAGGAACACUAAAAUGCCCACAAAAUUUAAAAUCGCUCAUUAUCAAAAAAUGUCAAUUCGAUUCCAUUCAACUCACAACACGGUUGGAAAUGUUAAAAAUGUCGGAGAUUGUCUCGAAAACGUUAGACUUCGAUCCCACAGAUGGUUUUCCAAUGUUGCGCGAAAUUGAAGCAUUGAAGGUGGACUGCUCUUCCUUAUUUUCCGAACCAACACGACUCACUGCCUUGACAAAAUUGAUAAUAUGUGAAACUAAUACAGGCGCUUUCCUCCCACCAAAUUUGAAGGAGGUAGACACAGACGAAGAGCUCGAGUUUGAUUCAUUCAAAUCAUUUAAUGAAUUAAAAGUGACGCUUUGUUGUGGCGAAAAUGUGUACGUUCCGUCAAUCCAUACUUUCAAUGGAUUUGGAUCAUUCACUGGUAACAUGUUUAUCAGCGCAGAAAAUGUGUCGUUAUCUGGCACUUUCGAAAAUAUUGUGAUCACAAGAUUUGUGAACACGCUUGUGUGCGACCAAUGUGAAAUCAACACAAUAAGCUUUCAGAGCACACUCGAGAAAAUAACAUUCACUGACGUCUAUAACAAAUUUGAAGAGCCUGUAACUCUCGAGAGCACAAAUUACUCACAAAUACUUCAAAUCGCAAGGGGAAAAAACGUAAACAACGAAUCACUAUCACACUCAAAUAAAUAA
This is a messenger RNA of Entamoeba invadens IP1, 1605 nucleotides long. RefSeq lists its product as hypothetical. The transcript has a single exon. NCBI's taxonomy places the organism in Eukaryota, Evosea, Mastigamoebida, Endamoebidae. Bases 1 to 1605 code for a protein of 534 amino acids. The record is from RefSeq and is a predicted model, not a curated record.